AUGUCUGAUCAUGACGAUAACCCGUGGUCUGACAUCUCCACAAGGCUACAAAAUCUCAGAAACCUCCUCAGCUCCGAACGACAUUUGUUCACUGACCAUCAACGGGCGUUCGAGGCUAUCGAUGAAGAGAUGGGACAUCAGAUCGCCGCAAACCAACCAUCCACCCGAGAAAGGAGAAGAAGAGAUAUUGAGUCACACAUGCAGGAAGAAGAGUCACAUUCCAUGUCCGAAGAUUUAUCACAAACUGGCAACCCUUCCAGCCUAGUACGCAGUAGAAGACGGGCAUUUCGUCCCAGCGAGCGAUUGCAGAGGUACCAAAGAGAAAGACUUGGUCAGUCGAGUAGGACUCUUCCAUCUGAGACCUCCAUAUCUCCUUCGACGCAGCCUAAUCACGACCGUGGUGAUCGGCUGAGGGCAAAAAGAAGAAAGCUCGAUGACGGUACCUAUGAAGAUGAGCCAAGGACAUUCCGCUAUGGUCACAAGGGGCAGGUCGUGCCAGGCCUUUUACGAAUGGAGAUUGCCAGCUGCGACGGAGGGGAAUAUUCCGAUCCUCGAGUGUCGAUCAAUUCAUAUCCACAACAUGUCCUUGUCGACGAUGCCAGUGUAUACUGUACCAAGACCAGCCGAUGCAACCUCUUACUCAAGCAUGUCGGUGGAAUGCCUUUCACCUUGACAAAGAUCGUGAUUAAGGCACCUAGGGCGGGUUUUGACGCUCCCAUACAAAAGGGACUCAUCUUCGUUUCUAUGAACGAAGAUAAUCUUCUCGAAAAGGCGUCUCGGUACGAUUUGCUCUACGGCCCAGAAAAUCAUCGGUACAUAUCUCUCCGAGAUGUGACUCGCCCGUCUCGUGAAUACAUGAACUCGGCAAGGUCACCGUUACGAUCCGUAGAUCGUUCACGAUACCUUGAGGAUCCUAUUGGUCAAUAUGCUGCGCCUGCAACGGACGGCUCACGAAAUGGUGGCGGCCUUACGGAUUCUUCUGACGGAGAGGAGGAGGCUGAAGAAGCUGCGGGGCCAGCCUCACCUCGACCGUGGCAAGAUGACGAGUACUCGCUUAGAUCCUAUGUCGAUAGAUACAGACCGCUACGUGCUAUGAACAUCCCCGAUGAUGAGUCCGAGUCGAGCGAGUCCGAGAGCUGGGAUGAUCCUGAAAGAGCGGGUUGGCGCCGCCAACACGCUGAUGAAGAUACGCCGAAUCGCGAAGCCCGGGUCCCAGCUCUGCUACAAGGAGAUGACCUUCACGAAAACGACGAAUCUUUCUCAGAGCGCGAUGGCGGUUCCGUCAAUGAUGGCACUGCUAGUCGACGUCGGAGGCUGGGAAGACGGCCUGUUGACACUUCUGCUGCAGAUGCAUUUCAGUCUGAGCCCGUGUCUCCGGCGAACGAACCGUUGAGUCCUUCCGGGAACCUUCCCGGUGACUCUACAGCCAAAAGCUCCAGAUUCGAACCCGAGGCAAGCAGCUCGGUCGGGAGCUCAAAUACUGUCACGCCGCAGGCUCAGUUUAAUAUCAGCCGAAGCAAAUCCCGAGCGUCCGUCAAGUUUGAUCCUCCAUUGUCUGGUCGUUAUAUCUUGGUGAAGCUUUGGGCGCAAACCACCAACAACAACAUCGAUGUGCAGGCUAUCCUUCCGUGUGGCUACGGAGGACCUCGGUUCUUCCCGAGUAACGAUUUCAGAUGA
Messenger RNA from Exophiala spinifera, 1677 nucleotides. RefSeq lists its product as uncharacterized. The transcript has 3 exons. Lineage: Eukaryota; Fungi; Ascomycota; Eurotiomycetes; Chaetothyriales; Herpotrichiellaceae. The coding region runs from base 1 to 1677 and encodes 558 amino acids. The record is from RefSeq and is a predicted model, not a curated record.